AUGGGCGCCGCAGCCGAGGAGACGGCCCGCGUGCGCAGCGAGUGCGAGCGUAUGCGCAAGGAAUCCGUGAGACUCGGCGACCGUCUAGCCGAGAUGGAGCGGUACCUCAUCAUGUUGCCGACGGAGAAGGAGCAUCGCGCGACGACGAGGAAGCUGCGCACUCUGGUGGAGGAGCGCGACAUUGAGAGGCGCCACCUGGAGGCAGCGAGGGGCGAGCUGGCGACGGCGGCGCGGCGAGAGACGGACAAGGACGACGCGAUGGCGCGGCUGAGAGAGGAACUCGGCGAGCGUGAUGGACAGAUCGCUGCACUGCGGGCGCGGAUAGAGAGAGCGGCGGAGGAGGAGGCGGUGAAUCGGGAAGGCACGCCGGAGACUCUAGCAGAGAUGAGGAAGCGGAUCGGGAUGCUGAGUGGGGAGCUGGCCAAGUACAGGAAGGUAUUUGCGGUGAAGCAUAGUAAGGAUACACGACAGCUGGAACAGCAUCAGCGGACGAUCCACGAACUCAGAGAGAGGCAGCAGCAGGAGGACAGCGCCCUCGUGGGGACGCGAGCCGAACUAAACGCCCGCGAGGCUGAUCUACGACAGUUGAGGGGCAGCAAGCGCGAGGUAAACAAGAGAACAGCAUUUAACGAUCGGCCCAUUGGUCGGUGGUAG
This is a messenger RNA of Priapulus caudatus, 654 nucleotides long. RefSeq names its product centrosomal protein of 85 kDa-like. Lineage: Eukaryota; Metazoa; Priapulida; Priapulimorpha; Priapulimorphida; Priapulidae. The transcript is spliced from 3 exons. Bases 1 to 654 code for a protein of 217 amino acids. The record is from RefSeq and is a predicted model, not a curated record.